AUGAAACCCCCUUCGGCAUCGGGUUCACUGAAGAACCCAGUGAAGUUCAGACUGCCAACAACCGAGAAUCUUGUACCUAUCCGUCUCGACAUCGAAAUUGAUGGUAAAAGAUUUAAAGAUGCUUUUACUUGGAACGCAAGUGAUCCUGACUCAGAAGUGGUGGUGUUUGCGAGGAGAACUGUGAAGGAUUUGAAAUUUCCUACUGCUUUUGUCACUCAGAUUGCUCAAUCCAUCCAGUCACAAUUGAUAGAAUUUCGGUCAUACGAAGGACAAGAUAUGCACACUGGCGAGAAAGUUGUUCCUAUCAAGCUUGAUCUCCAAGUAAAUCACACAGUUAUAAAGGACCAGUUUUUCUGGGACAUGAACAAUUUUGAGGGUGAUCCUGAAGAAUUUGCACGGACAUUUUGUGAAGAUAUGAAAAUUGAAGACCCAGAAGUUGGACCUGCAAUUGCCAUAGCAAUUAGAGAACAACUUUAUGAGAUUGCAAAGCAAGGUGUUGCAUCCGUGAGAGAAAACAGGACAAAUAAGAAAGGACGCAGAGGAAUGGAACAUCUCUCAGCCAGUAAAGUAGGUUCGCCUGCACUGGACCUGGGGAAGCUAUUCGACCCUGAUGGAAGUAUCCAACGGGGAAAGAGUGAAUGUGAUGCAUUUGAACCAAUUGUCAGUCACCUGUCAAAUGAAGAGGUGGAUGCCGUCGAGGCUAGAGAAGAGAGGCUUCCUCGGUGAUGCAGACAGUGUCUAUUGGAAUGGAUAUCAGCAGUUUAAAUGAGAAAUUGUUUUAAGUUUUAGAAUGAUGAAAUGAAACUAGUUCCUAGUAAAAGUAUAACCAAAAUCUCGUGUUUUAGAUAAUGUU
Messenger RNA from Solanum verrucosum, 853 nucleotides. Its product is annotated as chromatin structure-remodeling complex protein BSH-like. Gene Ontology annotation, cellular component: nucleus; nuclear chromosome. NCBI's taxonomy places the organism in Eukaryota, Viridiplantae, Streptophyta, Magnoliopsida, Solanales, Solanaceae. The transcript has 10 exons. The coding region runs from base 1 to 726 and encodes 241 amino acids. Gene Ontology annotation, molecular function: transcription coregulator activity. Gene Ontology annotation, biological process: regulation of transcription by RNA polymerase II; chromatin remodeling. The record is from RefSeq and is a predicted model, not a curated record.